Messenger RNA from Chaetomium fimeti, 1260 nucleotides. RefSeq lists its product as uncharacterized. NCBI's taxonomy places the organism in Eukaryota, Fungi, Ascomycota, Sordariomycetes, Sordariales, Chaetomiaceae. Gene Ontology annotation, cellular component: intracellular anatomical structure. The record is from RefSeq and is a predicted model, not a curated record. Gene Ontology annotation, molecular function: NADPH dehydrogenase activity; NADP binding; FMN binding. The transcript has 2 exons. The coding region runs from base 1 to 1260 and encodes 419 amino acids.
AUGGCAUUGCUUCCAGACGUCGAUAUUGAGGCCGCACCUGGCCUCUCCUACUUUACCCCGGCCCAGAAUCCCCCGGCGGGAACAGCCGCCGAUCCCCAAACUAGCGGCAGGCCAGUACCUAAGCUCUACCAGCCCUUCACAGUCCGCGGCGUGAGGUUUCAGAACCGCCUUGGUGUCUCACCAAUGUGCCAGUACUCGGCCGAAGACGGGCACAUGACCGACUACCACCUGGUGCACCUGGGCAGCAUCGCCCAGCGCGGGCCGGGCAUGAUCAUGAUCGAGGCGGCGGCCGUCCAGCCGGAGGGGCGCAUCACGCCGCAGGACCUGGGGCUGUGGAAGGACUCCCAGAUCGCGCCCAUGAAGCGCGUCGUCGACUUCGUGCACAGCCAGAACCAGAUCAUCGGCAUCCAGCUCGCGCACGCCGGCCGCAAGGCCAGCACCGUCGCGCCCUGGAAGGCCAACGAGGCCGUCAUCGCCACCGAGAAGGUCGGCGGCUGGCCCGACCGUGUUGUGGCGCCGAGCGCGGUGCCCUUCGACGAGGCGCACUGCCAGCCCAGGGCUCUGAGCAUUGAGGAGAUUGGGCAGCUGAAGAAGGACUGGGCGGCGGCGGCGCGGCGGGCGCUCGCCGCGGGCGUCGACUUCAUCGAGAUCCACAACGCCCACGGCUACCUGCUCUCGUCGUUCCUGUCGCCGCAGGCCAACACCCGCACCGACGAGUACGGCGGCUCGUUCGAGAACCGCAUCCGGCUGUCGCUGGAGAUUGCGCAGAUCACGCGCGACGUUGUCGGCGACAGGGUGCCCGUCUUCCUGCGCGUCUCGGCUACCGACUGGGUCGAGGACACGCUGCCCGCCGAGAGCUGGACGGCCAAGGACACGGUGCGCUUCGCCGAGGCCCUGGCCGCGCAGGGGGCUGUCGAUCUGAUCGACGUUUCUACGGGCGGUGUCCACUCCGCGCAGAAGGUCAAGGCUGGCCCGGCCUUCCAGGCGCCGUUCGGGAUUGCGGUCAAGCAGGCGGUUGGGGACAAGCUUCUCGUUGCGACGGUGGGGAGCAUCACCAACGGGAAGCUGGCGAAUAGUCUGCUGGAGGAGGACGGGCUGGACGUGGCGCUUGUGGGACGCGGGUUCCAAAAGGACCCCGGCCUGGCUUGGACUUUUGCCCAGCAUCUGGACACGGAGAUCUCGAUGGCCUCCCAGAUUCGCUGGGGCUUCAACCGGCGUGGUGGUACGCCGUACGUUGAUCCUUCUACUUACAAGCUAUAG